This is a messenger RNA of Kluyveromyces marxianus DMKU3-1042, 1578 nucleotides long. RefSeq names its product SF3a splicing factor complex subunit PRP9 (gene PRP9). Gene Ontology annotation, cellular component: spliceosomal complex; nucleus. The transcript has a single exon. The record is from RefSeq and is a predicted model, not a curated record. The coding region runs from base 1 to 1578 and encodes 525 amino acids. Gene Ontology annotation, molecular function: zinc ion binding; RNA binding. Gene Ontology annotation, biological process: mRNA splicing, via spliceosome. NCBI's taxonomy places the organism in Eukaryota, Fungi, Ascomycota, Saccharomycetes, Saccharomycetales, Saccharomycetaceae.
AUGCCUAACCUAUGUUUUGAGCAGAAGCGAGGUAUAUUAGAAGAGUUAGAAAUUAUAGAAGAUGCUAUUUCAGCUAGGCUACGAAGAAACCCGGAGAUCUUCUACAAGUUCAAUGAUACAUUACGCACUCUAGGAGAAUCACAUCUUGAAGUUCCAAAGUCAGACGUAACUUCAAACAGGAUAUACAAGUCAAAGAAGAGCAAGAGGUCACGUAAGCAAAUGAAGGCACAAGAACUAGAAAUUUCGUUAUUCCUAGGAAGAUACAGGAAAUUAUUAAAAUGUUUACAGCAAGAUAGUCUCAACCCUGUUCUAGUUGACCAAUUUAAAGAUGAUGAUCUCACUUUUGAAAAGUUCGAGAAGAUAACGUCAGAAAUUAUAAACAACAGCUCCCAAGAAUCUCAGUCUUUAGAGGAAACUAAAAAGAAGUACCAAAUGUUUUCAAGUUCCAUUGGAAACACCAAGAAUAUACUAUCUUCAUUUGGUCAAAUAAUUGAUGUUCAAAAAUCUUUUGAUAGAAAUGAAUACUUCGGUAUGUAUUUGGAACUUUCGGGACUCUUUUCAAGCUGGCUUAAUAUUAUAAAAAAGGCAGAUUAUACGAUGACUAUGUUUAUUCAUUUACUACAGUCUUUCACCACCUAUGAUUUUUUGUUCAAUCCACUUAUAGAAAGAAACACUAAAGAAUACCGACUUCUAAUAACGAAUGUUGUGAAAUAUUACAAAUCUUUCUUCUCAAAAGCCUAUCCGUUAAUAGACAAGGAGAUUUUAUCCAAAAAGAUACAAGAUGAUUUCACUAAGUAUAUUUCAAUCGGUAUUCCUGUACCUCAAAGCUCAGAAGAAGGAAAAUUGUUCUGUGUUGUUGGGGAUAAAGAGUUUGAUAAUCAAAACGCUCUAAAUGAUUACCUAAAUUCUAAAGCUUAUGCGGACAUCUUGUCAAAAAACAGGAAAAACCUGCUUGGAGAAUUCACAUUCCACUUUUACUCGCAGUUCUUUAGUAAAGAGCUACAAAACACCUUAUCCUUUGUCGAAAGAAAGUUGGCAUUCACGGAUGAAGAACUUCGUGAAGAAAUGGACAAGUUACAAGAGCAGUAUGAAUCUUCGUUAUACGGUCCAGAUGAAAAGGAAGACAAGCCCGCUUAUCAAGAAGCAGACGAUGAAAAAAAACAGACUAAAGAAGUAGAUCCUUCGAACCCAUUUUCUUUGCCUCUUGGACCUGAUGGUUUCCCUAUACCCCGUUGGCUAUACAAAGUUCAAGGAUUAGAUGUCAAAUACACAUGUGAGAUUUGCGGAAACCAAAUCUAUCACGGUAGGAGAGAAUUCGAAAAGCACUUCCAGCAAAAAAAACAUACAGAGGGUUUAAGAUCGCUAGGAAUUACACCCUCCCCUGCAUUCAAGGAUAUCUCGACUAUAUCCGAAGCCAAAACCCUAUGGGAAAGUAUGAACUCGAAGAACUCAUCUAACAAGAUAUCUGCGACACCAGGACUAUCUGCAACUGCUAUGGCCUUGGAAGAGGAAGAUAGCGAGGGCAAUGUUAUGAGUUCUCAAGUAUACGAGGAAUUGAAGAAACAAGGGCUUUUGUAA